AAGCGGCCGAGAUGAAGUGUCUGUUAGUCGCGUUAGUCUUAAUCGCAGUUGAUGGUGCCGCAUCAACGCAAGUCGAUAUCAAACCGAAAAAUGGGGAAGCAGUAUCGAAAUUAGCUAUUUUGAGUUCCUCGCCGGUGGUGUACGGUUACGUAAGUCGCAUUAAGCACAAUAUCAUCACUAAUUGCAAAGAGAAUGGACGCGACAUCGCAAAGGAUUUGGAGAAAUCUUACGAAGAUUUAGUUAAUUGCAUAAAUACGACAACUCUCUACACCAACAAGAAGCUGGAAUACAUACAGAAUUUAGAGGAGUGCAGUAAAACGGCUAUACAAAAGGCGAAAAGUUGCUUGAAAAAGGAACACUCUUAUUAUCCCGAUAUUUUGUUGAAAAUCGUUAAAUCUCAGAUCAGUUUUGUUUGCGACAAUUACGAAACUAUUCAAAACCAUCUGAUUCCUUGCAUAAAGACCUAUGAAAAGCAAGAAGUUCGUACUCGCCUCUUGAAUUGCUUUACCGAUGUAAAUCGGACGGUUAAAGAUGCUUCUUUAAUUCCUCCUUCUAUAGAAGUCUUCUGUCAGAAAUAUGUACCAUCACAUAAUUGCUUCAUUGAUAUCCUGGAAAACGAGUGUAAGCAAUUUCCCAAGCUCAAGCAAUUUGGAGAAAAUUACAAUAUCGCGAUGAGUUACCCUUGCUCCAAAAACGGAUCGAAAUCCAUUUAUAAUAUGUAAAAAUUUCCACAAUAAAUUGUCAUAUGAUAAAUUAUUAUUAAGUUUUAUUGUGCACAAGAAUUUAAUCA
Messenger RNA from Phyllotreta striolata, 790 nucleotides. Lineage: Eukaryota; Metazoa; Arthropoda; Insecta; Coleoptera; Chrysomelidae. The record is from the annotation of a GenBank genome assembly.